AUGUCAACUGGUUCCGUCGAAGAUAUUUACUCUGACCUAUAUUCCACAUUUUCACAGCUAACUUGUACAACUGCCGAUGAUAUCGAACAAUUACCGUAUUCAAUUGAUUUAAAAACUAGCUUAAUCUUCGUAGGUUCAACAGUAGGUGGACUAUUAUUCGGGUACGAUACAGGUGUGAUAUCUGGUGUUUUGUUGAAUUUAAAACCUGAAGAUUUAUCACGUCCAUCACUAACAGAUUUCAAUAGAGAGAUUAUCACAUCUAUAACUAGUAUAGGUUCCUUUCUAGGUUCUAUUAUAGCGUUUCCUCUAGCUGAUCGUUGUGGUCGACGAAUAACCCUUGCCAUAUGUUGUAUGGUAUUUAUCAUUUCUGGGAUAUGGAUGGCCCUUUCAAGAUCCUUACUAUUCUUAGUAGUUGGACGACUGAUAGUUGGUAUUGCUGUUGGAGUAGCUGCUCAGUGUACACCAAUAUAUCUUAGUGAGAUUUCUCCUGCGAACGUUCGAGGAUUUAUGCUGACAUUAAAUUCAGUAGCAAUAACGGGCGGUCAAUUAUUAUCAUACAUGUUUGCUUUUGUCUUACGAGAUUUAUCUCAAUCAUGGAGGUAUCUUUUCGGUAUUUCUGCAAUCCCUGCAAUUAUGUUUAUAUCAUUACUUGAUUUUAUACCAGAAUCACCUAGAUGGUUAGUUACAAGAGGGAAAUUUCCUGAGGCCCAUUCUGCUCUCAAGAUGAUAUAUCCCGGAGCAUCAGUUCAUCAAAUAAAUUUGAAACUUCGAAGACUUAUAAUAGAUCUAGGUAAAUUAAAUCACUAUAAUGAUAUAGAUGAACCACUGUUACAGCAAUCAAGAUCAUUCCUAAUGAAUUUGAAUAGUUCUAUAUUAUCACAAGCAAACUCUAUUGAGGUUCCUGUCAUCAACAACCUAGUACAACCUUCGAAUUCAUAUUCAUCACUACCCAAUCAGCGGUCAAGCUUAAAGAGGAAAAGGCAUGUACAUAAAAUGGAAGCAAGAACGAAAAGAGCGUUAAUGGUCGGCUGUACAUUGAUGUUUUUCCAACAAGUUACAGGUUUUAAUGCAUUUAUGUACUAUUCUCCAAUAAUAUUUUCAAAAUUGAAUAUACAGGACCCGUUAUUACCUGCCAUCCUAGUUGCAAUCACCAAUUUCUUAUUCACCUUCGUUGCCCUACGAUAUGUCGAAAGAGUUGGUAAAAGAAGUAUGUUGCUUUACACUGUUGUUAUAAUGAUUAUAGGGUUGCUACUUUGCAGUACUGGCUUCGAAAAAAAUAAUUUAAAUCUACUGUUAACUUCAAUAGUUAUUUUUGUCGCUGGCUAUGCAUCUGCCAUGGGGACUGUUCCUUGGAGUUGUGUGGAAUUUUUACCAUUGAAUAGAAGAUCCUUUGGAGCUUCUUGUAUUUCAUGUACCAAUUGGCUUACAAAUGCCAUCGUUUCACUCUCUUAUUUGUCAAUUAUUGACAAGAUUGGCGAUAGUAGUACUAUGUUAAUAUUUGCCAUGUUUAGUACAUUUUCAUGGAUAUUCAUUUACUUUUGCUACCCAGAAGUGAGAGGUCUUUCGUUAGAAGAAAUUGGCAAAAUCUUCGAAAAUGGUAUUGAUAUUUACAAUGUCUAUAGGAAUUAUUAUUAG
Molecule: messenger RNA, 1635 nt
Organism: Naumovozyma dairenensis CBS 421
Lineage: Eukaryota; Fungi; Ascomycota; Saccharomycetes; Saccharomycetales; Saccharomycetaceae
Gene: CIN10
Product: Cin10p
Exons: 1
Coding region: 1-1635 (544 amino acids)
Biological process (GO): transmembrane transport
Cellular component (GO): membrane
Molecular function (GO): myo-inositol:proton symporter activity
Source: RefSeq, a predicted model, not a curated record